Messenger RNA from Purpureocillium lilacinum, 732 nucleotides. Lineage: Eukaryota; Fungi; Ascomycota; Sordariomycetes; Hypocreales; Ophiocordycipitaceae. The record is from RefSeq and is a predicted model, not a curated record.
AUGGGCCUUGCGUGCAACAACUGCAAAAAGUCGGCCCCCGAAGUCGACCUGAAGAGGUGUGAGAAAUGUUCCACCACGCCAUACUGCUCCAGGGAGUGCCAAAAGGCCGACUGGAAGGCCCACAAGAAGGUGUGCGGCAAAAGGGCCGAGGCCACUACAUCCAUUCAAGAUGGGUGUAGAACGACAAAUUUAUCACCGCCGAAGGGAUUGGAAGGAGGCGUCGCCAGCCCCUUCACGCGCCUUGACAACGGCACGUGGCUUCAUGGUCGGUCGGAGAAGGAUGUUUAUGGGUUGCUGAUUGACGCAUACCGACUACGAGCUGAGGACAUGUAUAACUUGGAAGGCGAAGCAGACGCUGACAGUAUAUACGGUGGAGCCGCCAAUGGACUGCGUGGCUUCAAGCGCUUCCUGCAGCGCGUCGAGCGCUGCCCCGGCCUGCUACCAUCGUGGUGGGACGAGAAGAAGAAGGACGAGUGCGAGGCAUUGGGUAUGAACCCAUUACAAUGGUACGACUUGGGAGCUGCGGUGGAGAAGAGCGAUAUUAUCGAUCAAUAUGGGGAUUCCAGAUUCCCGAUGCAGCUUCGCAUGUUUGCUGAGGCUGUGUACGGUCGGGCUCCGGGUGGGACAAAUGGGAAGGCAAUGCGGCAGUUGAUGGUCGCGAUGGAGCAGGGGAGCGUGGAUAGGAUGGAGUCGCACAUGAUGGACCCAGGAUCCAUGUUUGGUCGUCAGUGA